CAGUGAUAAGACCGGCAAUUACUCAUCGCUAGCAACUUUCUAAUCAACUUUCAUUUAUAACUAUAACUUCGAUUAACGUUCUUUUCGAACGGAUUUAAAUUCUCAACGCUCUCUGAUUCUCUCUCUGGAAGCGGCAUACUACGAUUUUGAUUAUCAGAGGCUGUCAAUCAUGGAGUUAACACUGGAGAUUAUGUUUUACGUGGGUGUUGCCGUCUUUGUGCACAUUUUGGUAAUUCUGUUCGUUAUGGGUAAGCAAAAGAGCAAGUCAAUUUGUGGACGCCAUGUGGUGGUCACGGGAGGAUCCAAGGGAAUUGGCCUCUGCCUGGCUGUCGAGUGUGCAAUGAAAGGAGCGGAUGUAACUGUGAUAGCUCGCGAUGAAAAAAUGUUAAGUGGAGCUGUGGCUCUCAUGGAAGUUAUACGUCAACGACCCGAACAAAAGUUUCAGUUUCGCAGCCUUGACAUCGGUGGCGACUACGAGCAGGUCGAACGGGUUUUGGGCGAGAUCGAAGAAAGUGUCGGUCCCAUUUAUGCACUGAUCAACUGCGCCGGCAUGGCCAUUUGCGGUGUCUUCGAAGAGGUCUCUGUGGCCGAUGCCCGUAAACUAAUGAAUGUGAAUUUCUUUGGAAGCUACAAUUGCACACGCUAUGUCCUGCCCAAAAUGAAGAAAGCAGGGGAAGGCAUUAUAGUUAUAACAUCGUCGCAGGCGGCAAUGUUUGGAAUCUUUGGAUAUGGUCCAUAUGCGGCCAGUAAAUAUGCCCUGCGUGCCAUGGCCGAGACUAUAGCCAUGGAGUCAAGAGAAUUCGGGGUAUCCGUAACUCUCGCCUUGCCCUGCGAUACAAAUACACCAGGAUUCGAAGAGGAAGAGAAAUCCAAACCACGGGAAACAAAAAUCAUCUCCGGUGGCGGUGGAUUGGUGGAACCAGAGGCAAUGGCCAAAGCCAUUUUGAAAGACGCUUUGAAAGGAAAUUUUAUUUCGACUGUGGGCGCUGAAAGUUGGUUAAUCACUAUGUUGGGCGGUGCCUUAAUGCCCUGGGAUGGCUUCUUUACCAAUCUACUCCAUGCCUCAGUCAUUGGUCCUUUGCGUUUGUUCAGCUACGGCCUGCAUAAAUAUUUCAAUAGUGUCAUCAGCAAAUGCGCCAAGGAAGAUCGUCAACAAAAGGCCCUGAAAGAAGAGGGAUCGAAUUGAAAUUGUUAAUUAACUGAGAUGUUCAAAAAUAUGUUGAAAAUCGUACCUGAAUGGCAUUAAUGUAACCUUUUUUAACAAAUUACAAAUCACAAUUGGGAACAUCCGUUUUAAUUGAGUUGUUCUAAGUAUAUUAACUAAUU
Drosophila willistoni is the source of this 1326-nucleotide messenger RNA. It is a transcript of the gene Kdsr, whose product is annotated as 3-ketodihydrosphingosine reductase. Gene Ontology annotation, biological process: sphingolipid biosynthetic process. The transcript has 3 exons. The record is from RefSeq and is a predicted model, not a curated record. Bases 170 to 1186 code for a protein of 338 amino acids. Gene Ontology annotation, molecular function: 3-dehydrosphinganine reductase activity. Lineage: Eukaryota; Metazoa; Arthropoda; Insecta; Diptera; Drosophilidae. Gene Ontology annotation, cellular component: endoplasmic reticulum membrane.